AUGGCCAUCUCUACCCCCACAGCCCUCCACGGCACAUCUCGCAGCAAUGACAUCGAGAAGGAGGCUGUCCACUCGGACCCACUCAACGUCGGUGGCCACGCCAACGUCCAGCGGCAGCUGCGGAGUUUCCACAUCACCAUGAUCGGCUUCUGUAGCGGCAUCGGGACGGGCCUGUUCAUCGGAGCCGGCAGCGCCUAUGCCAAGGCUGGGCCGGCGGGUCUGCUCCUGGCCUACUGCAUCGUCGGCCUCGUCCUCUGGUGCGUCAUGCAGAGCAUCGCCGAGCUGGCCACCCUGAUCCCCACCGCCGGUAGUUUCCCCCACUGGGCCACGCGCUUCAUCGACCCGAGCGUGGGGUUUUCUCUUGCCAUCAGCUAUGGGUACUGCUACACCAUCGCCAUCGCCAGCGAGUGUUCGGCUGCUGCCGUGCUGGUCUCGUACUGGACCGACAUCUCGCCUGCCCUGGUCAUCACCAUCAGUCUCGCCCUGAUCCUGCUCAUCAACCUGCUGAGCGUCAGGUUCUAUGGAGACAGCGAGGUCAUUACCGGUGCCGUCAAGGUUCUCUGCUUCUUUGGCCUGGUGCUUGUGGCCAUCGUCAUCACUGCAGGCGGAGGACCCAAAGGUGACCCGAUCGGCUUCUACUACUGGUACGACCCCGGCGCCUGGACAAACUACAACGGCAUCACGGGCUCCACGGGCCACUUCCUCGGCGUCCUCUCCGCCCUGGUCAACGCCUCCUUCAGCUUCAUCGGCGUCGAGACGGUGGUCAUCUCGGCCGGCGAGUCGGCCCACCCGCACCGCGACAUCCCCAAGGCGGCCAAGCGCGUGACCCUCCGGAUCGGCUUCUUCUACAUCCUCGGCGCCCUCCUCAUCGGCAUGAUCGUCGACCCCAACAACCCGGACCUGGUCAGCGGCACGGGCAACGCAAAGUCUAGCCCCUGGGUCAUUGCCAUCCAGCAGGCCGGCAUCACCGUGCUGCCCAGCAUCGUCAACGCCUGCAUCCUGGUCUCGGCCUGGUCCGCCGGCAACUCGUACUGCUGGGUCGGCAGCCGCAUGAUCCUCGCCAUGACCACCGACCGCCAGCUCCCCCAGUUCUUCGGCAGGACCUGGAGCAACGGCGUCCCCUGGGUCGCCGUCAUCACCGCCUGGCUUUUCGGGCCCCUCGCCUACCUCAGUCUCGGCACCGGCGGGCCCGCCCAGGCCUUCAACUGGCUGCUGAACCUGAGCACCGUCGCCGGCCUCAUCGCCUGGGCCACCCUGUGCUUCUGCUAUAUCCGCUUCCACGCUGCCCUCAAGGCACAGGGCGUCUCGCGUGAUUCGUUCCCCUGGAAGGCUCCCCUCCAGCCCUACGCCGCUUGGGUUGGCUUUAUCGGCGCCACUAUCAUCACUUUUAUCUCUGGCUUCUCUGUGUUUCUGGAUGGCAACUGGUCGACCCCGAGCUUUGUGGCGUCUUAUGUCGGCAUUCCCAUCUUUAUCGUGCCUAUUAUCGCUUGGAAGCUGUGGUUCAAGACGAAGUUCCUCCGCGCUCAUGAGAUUGAUCUCUGGUCUGGACGGCUUGAUGAGGAGCAACGACGUCUGAGUCUUUGGAGGCGUUUCUUGGUUUUCCUCUUUUAG
Molecule: messenger RNA, 1611 nt
Organism: Cryphonectria parasitica EP155
Lineage: Eukaryota; Fungi; Ascomycota; Sordariomycetes; Diaporthales; Cryphonectriaceae
Exons: 5
Coding region: 1-1611 (536 amino acids)
Biological process (GO): amino acid transmembrane transport
Cellular component (GO): membrane
Molecular function (GO): amino acid transmembrane transporter activity
Source: RefSeq, a predicted model, not a curated record